AUGGAAUCAUUAAAAAAUUUUGUUCGGUACAGUUGGUAUUCAUCACCAAAAGUACGUACAAAUAUUAUAAAUGAUCUCAUUGAAUCAUUUAAAACAAAUCAAGCAGAUGAUCUAUCAGAUCCUGCAUUAAAAGUCUUGGCUCAUACAAUUGGUCAACUUAUUCCAUUGUAUACAACAACGGAAUCACGUAUUCUUCUUAGCACACUUUUGGAUGAAGUUAUACGAAAAUAUAAAGAAAGAAUUUUAAAAUUAAUUAUUAAUGCAUUCGAUGUACAAUCACGUGCGAUUUGUAAAGUACAUCCACAUCGAAAUGCACGAUUUCAGGCUGAUUAUGGUUUAAUAUAUAUGUCGAAAAUUAUAGUAGCAAUUAAUGGGAUAACCAUUGAAGAAGAAACUGAUAAAUUGAUUUUAUUAAUCUUUUCAAGGUUUACUUCAACUUUAUUGGCUGAUUCAUCAACUUCUUUCGGAUUGAAAUUAGCUAACAAACGUCUAAAUUCUCUAUUCAAACAGGUUCCAACAUUAGCCGAACAUUGGGUAACCUUAUUAAAAUCGAUAUCUGAACAUGACCUCGCUCAUUUGGGUUUAAUAAGUUCUCUUUUAUAUCGAUUUAAAACAAAAGAACCAACAUUAUAUGAACAAGUCAAGUCCAUUGGUAUUGAUUCCUAUUCAAAAUUAAUUCUUGGUACACGAACAAAACCUUAUGAAACAGCAUUAAAACCUUGUAAUGAAAUUCUAAGUUCAAUUGAUAUUGAAACAUUUAAAACAAAAGUUUAUCCAAUACUUAAUCGAUCACUUCUUCGUAAUCCUGAAAUAAUUAUCGAAGCUGUACCAUCAUUACUUAGUAAUUUACAAUUCGAUUUAAGUUAUACUGCAAAUGAACUUGCUAAACUUUUAGCUCCACCAUUAAUAUCAAAAACUGAAAGUCUAGAAGCAUCUGCAUUAGCUUCAUUUCGUGCUCUUGCUAGACAAAUUUCAAAUGGUGAAACAGCAAUUAGUAUAGUUCAAUAUUUAUUCAACAUUCUCAAUGGUACUGAAUCAUCUGUCAAUAAAUUAUCGGUCAUAAGUCAACGUGAAAAUGUUCUAAGUGCAAUCGGUACAUUAAGUCGUUCACCAAGUACAAAUAUAGCACAAGAUGAUAUAUUAAAAUUAUUUGAAAAAUAUUUCUAUCCAAUAAUACAACAAGAAGUACAUGAAGGUCUUAUUUGUCAUAUGUUACAACAAAUGAGUAGUUGGUGUUCAAGAUUAACAAAUGUUAAUCAAACAUUAACAGAUUUCUUUAAAAAAGGACUUGAACAAAAAAAUAGUACAGCAAUUACACGUGCAGCUUAUCUUCAAUGUAUGUUGGUAACAUAUAAAGAGGAUAGUUUGACUAGUUUAAUACCAUUACAUUCAACAUUAAUGGCAUCAUAUGAACGUGGUCUUAAUCAAUCAACAUUAAUCAAUUGUGUUCAUGAGGCAUUAUUAGCUGCUCUUAUUAUGAUAAAUAUUGCUCAAAUGAGUUCUUCGUAUGACAGCAAAUUGACAUCAUUAUGGUCAUCAUUAAAUGAUAGUAAACGACAAAUUUUUACAACUGAUAAAUUUCAAAGAGAAAUCAAUCCAGCUGGUGCUCGUACUUUCUUUCAAUUUUAUGAACAACUUCAUGGAACAUUACAUAUUCAAGAAAUGAUUCCAUAUACUCGAACAUUUAUCUAUUUAAUUUUACAUUCAUCAUAUGAAAUACGUAAACAAGCAUAUGAUAUAAUUCGUCGUCUUGUUAAUAAUUUACGUUCAUCUGAAACUGACAUAAGUUUAGCACUUUUAAAUGGAUUAAAUUCAUAUCUUGAUCAUUUUCCAAUAUCAAAUGAAUCAUCGACAACUGAUGAAACAAAUCAACAAAUAAAAUUAACAACAGUUUCAAAAAGUUUUGAAGAAACAAUUUUAUGUUUAGCUAAAUCAAUGCGAAUGCAAGAUGAAAAUACAAAACAAAUAUUAUCUAUUCGAGCAUUACUUGUUUGUUGUUUAAGUUCAAUUCUUUUAUUAACUGAUGAAAAACUUUGGCUCAAAUUUCUUUAUCUUAUAUUCGAUAAACAAUAUAAAGAAAUAGAAAAUUAUUUUAAUAAUAAUAUUAAUUCUCUUGUUCAAAUUUGUACAACUAAUCAAAGAUUAACAAAAGAUCAAAUAUCAGCUAUAGGUCUUCUAUGUUCAACAAAACCAAAUCUUUUCUUAAAAUCUUUUCUUCAAAUUGCUUAUCAACGUCUUGAAGUAGAUCGUUAUUUAUUAGUAGAUAAACGAUCUUAUGAAAUAAUGAAAACACCAUCAGGUCAAUUAUAUGAUAAAAGUGUUAUGGAGACUAUAUUAAAACAUGAAGUAAAAGAAACAGGAAAUAUUAAAAGGGAGAGUAAAAAUUAUUCAUAUAAAGAACAAAUGGCAGCAAGAGAAUUAGAAAAAGAAAUAGCUGCUAAACAAAAGAAAACUGCUGAACCACAAUUAACAAAAAAACAACAGGAAAUGCUUCAACACCAACUUGAUCAAGAACAAACAAUACGUGAUAGUGUUAAAAAGAUUGAUGAGGAUGCAAAGAAUGUUUUUGAAGUCUUAAUAAAUAUUGUUAAAAGUACUCAAGAACAAUUUAUACCUUAUCUUGGUGAACUUGUUUCUCAUAUUUGGCCAGCAUUACAAUCACCAGUAGCAUUUAGUUAUGCUAAAGAUUUAUAUAUUACUCUCGUACCAAUUGUAUUUAUGAAUGAUAAAGAUACAUUUGGUUAUGCUAUUGCGUAUUUGGCUGUUCGACUUAAUUGUGAUCCGUCGACUAUUCAUCAACAAAUAGAUAAACGUUGGCUUCAAGAAAAUUUAUCUUCAGCUGUUGAACGUUUACUUCAACGUUUAUAUGAUAAUACUCAACAAGCUAAAACAUUUAAUCAAUUAUCUAUUGCAAGACUUGAUUAUUGUUUACCUUUAUUUAAAAAUAUUGUUAGUCAUCCAAAAUCUACAAAUGAAUGGGCAACAUCAAUAUUAAAUAUUUGUCGAGAAUAUUUUUCAUCAGUUUCAACAUCUGAUCCUGAUAAUCAUCCAUCAUUAUUACCACGUCGUGAUCUAAUUCGUUUAUUUCUUGAUAUAAAUGCUGUAUCAAAAUCUGUUCAAGUUCAAAAUGAUGCAUCAGAAAUGCUUGAAAAAUUAUGUGAAUUAUGUUGUACAUAUGAAAGUGAUGAUGAUAUUCGAGUUUUACUUGAAAAUCUUCAAUCACCUAUUCCAAGUGUACGAGAAAGUUGUAUACUUUCAUUAAAAAAAUUAGUCAAUCAAUUACAUACAUCACAUCCAAUACUUGAAGCUGAUAUUGCACGUCGUUUAUUAAUUACUUGUGAAGAUUCUGAAGAACAUGUGAAAAAUAUUGCUAUUGAAUUAUGGCCUCAAACAAAAUUAUCAAUUAAAUCUGAAAAUGUUAAAGAUUUUCUUAAAGAUAUUGUUCAUCGAAAUUAUUUUGUUCGUGAACCAGCAACACAUGCAUUACCAAAAUUAUUAGAAAACACUUAUCCUCAAUUAGUUCCUUUUAUUCUUAGUGAUCUUUUUGAUAUUUAUACAAAGAAUAAUAAGAUCGAGACGAUGGCACGCAAAAAUGAAAAUUUGAUCACACGCAACGAACAAAUCGGACAAGGUGGCUUUGGUACUGUUUAUAUAGGUAGUUAUCGUGAUCACAAGGAAGUAGGAAUUAAAGAUGUCAAGGGCAAAUUAUCGGCUGAAGCUUUAGCUGAAGCAGAUUUACUCAAAACUCUUACACAUCCGCAUAUCAUUCAGUAUAUUGACAUCGUUCAAACACCAAAUCAAACGUCAAUUAUCAUGGAAUUUAUCGAUGGAGGUUGUCUGUUUGAAUACAUUCGAAGGACGACUCAGUCAUUGAUGUAUUGGAAAGUUACUCGACAGAUAAUGAUUGAUGUUGCACAUGGUAUGGCUUAUUUACAUAGUCAACGUAUUGUUCAUGCUGACUUGAAAAGUCUUAAUGUUUUGUUGCGACACAACCAUUCAGCAGUCAUAUGUGAUUUUGGUCUUGCAAGAACAAUAGCUGAUUCAAGAGCAGUCACUACAUGCUCCGUUAGAGUUCAGGAGCUCACUGCUAUCUCCGAUGUAGAUAUUCAUAAUAUUAAUCAAGGAAAAGAAAAAUCAUUGUCAUCGAACUCAUCACAUACAAGACCCUCGACUGGUAAUAAACGGUCUCCAAUCAAAGCUUCAUUGUCGUCACCAAAAGUCAAUGAUACAAAUUCCGAUGAAUAUGUAACUGCGAUGACUCAAUUGAAACUUGGCAAUCCAGAUCGAAAACGCAAGUCUUCAACAGUACGCCGAACAGAUGAUUCUACUGAUAAGUCUACUAUUGAAGCCGAUGAAAUGUAUGAUUUUACCAUUGGUCGUCAUCUUUAUAAAGGACCACGUGGUGGUUGGUACUAUUUAACUCCUAAUGGCAGUAAAGCAUACAUAAAGACCGACUAA
Rotaria sp. Silwood2 is the source of this 4458-nucleotide messenger RNA. NCBI's taxonomy places the organism in Eukaryota, Metazoa, Rotifera, Eurotatoria, Philodinida, Philodinidae. The record is from the annotation of a GenBank genome assembly.